AUGGAGAGUGUUCUACUAACCAUUCUGCUCCUUACAGAUACCGGACAACUGGAUUUACAGAUUAUAGUUCCACAGAAAAUAGGAUCAAAUGCAAGCGAAGACUUUGAAUCGCAAGUGUUUUAUAACAUAUUAAUUGACGGGAAAACAUACACUGUGAACCUCACACAAAAAAAUUUUUUGCCCCGAUAUUUUAGGGUUUAUGGUUAUAAUUACUCAGAAAUUAUGCAACCUCUUAUUCAAGAGUUUCAGAAUCUCUGCAACUACCAAGGUCAUAUUGAAGGUUUUCUGAAUUCUGUGGUGACCAUUAGCACCUGUUCUGGACUGAGGGGUUUAAUACAGUUUGAGAGUAUCAGUUAUGGAAUUGAACCACUACAGACUUCAGCUAGAUUUGAGCAUGUAAUAUAUCCUGUAAAGAAUAAGAAUACAAGCUAUUCUUUAUAUACCAAGAUGGAUAAUGAGACAAGUCAACUGUCUCAUAAAAUUCCACAGAUCAAGAAGUUUUCUGGGUAUAUAAGGUAUUUAGAAAUUCAUGUUGUGGUUGAAAAGCAAUUGUAUGACCAUAUGGGUGCUGACACAGCUAUUGUCACUCAGAAAGUUUUCCAGGUGAUUGGACUUGUCAGUGCAAUGUUAACUUCAUUUAAUAUUACAUUAGUUCUGUCUUCACUGGAGCUUUGGAUAGAUGCCAAUAAAAUUCCUAUAACUGGAGAAGCCAAUGAAUUAUUGUAUGAUUUUUUAAACUGGAAAAAGACGUACCUUGUUUUACGACCCCAUGAUGUGGCAUUCUUCCUUAUUUACAGAGAAAACUCAAACUAUGUUGGUGCGACAUUAAAAGGAAAGGUGUGUGACAGAGAAAAUGCAGGAGUUGUUGCUCUGCACUCUAGAACCACAAGCCUGGAAUCAUUUGCACUUAUUAUAGCUCAAUUACUAAGUCUCAGUAUGGGGAUAUCAUUUGAUGACAUUAAUAAAUGCCAGUGCCCUGGAGCUGCCUGCAUAAUGAACCCAGAAGCAGUUCAUUCCAGUGGUGUGAAGCUCUUCAGUAACUGCAGCAUGGAAGACUUCAAACAUUUUAUUUCAAAGCCGAAUUCUCGGUGUCUUCAAAAUCAGCCACACCUAGAUCCAUUUUACAAGACUUCACUAUGUGGUAAUAAACAAGUGGAUGAUGGAGAGCAAUGUGAUUGUGGGCAUACAGAGUUAAGAGCAAAAGGAGAAAUAUGUAGGUUAUCAGAGGAUGAAUGUGACCUCACUGAAUAUUGCAAUGGUUCCUCUAAUGUUUGUCCAGAGAAUGUCUAUCUUCAUGAUGGGUACAGAUGCAGCAUGAAUCAAUGGGUCUGUAUGGAAGGAAAAUGUCGGGACGGGACUAGAAUGUGUGAAGAAAUCUAUGGUGAAGGUACUCUGUAUGGUUCUCAAGCAUGCUUUGAAGAAAUUAAUUCUAGGAAUGAUCAAUUUGGGAACUGUGGCUUAAGUCCUAGUGGAUUUGUACCAUGUAAUUUUAAUAACCUACGUUGUGGAAAAUUAAUGUGUAUCUCUAAAAGUAAAUCUCCGUUUUCAAAACAAGAUGCUGCUGUCCUUUAUGCUGGUGUAGAAGGAGACAUAUGCGUUAGCCUGUAUUUUCCAUACAGAAAUAAAAAUUACAGCCAUAUGUGGGUACCAAGUGGAACUAUUUGUGGUGAUAAUAAGAUGGUGGAGAUCAAGCUAAUUGCAGUAGGCUGA
Molecule: messenger RNA, 1710 nt
Organism: Orycteropus afer afer
Lineage: Eukaryota; Metazoa; Chordata; Mammalia; Tubulidentata; Orycteropodidae
Product: disintegrin and metalloproteinase domain-containing protein 2-like
Exons: 16
Coding region: 1-1710 (569 amino acids)
Biological process (GO): cell adhesion; proteolysis; binding of sperm to zona pellucida
Cellular component (GO): plasma membrane
Molecular function (GO): metalloendopeptidase activity
Source: RefSeq, a predicted model, not a curated record